AAAUAAUAAAUUUUGCGAUAACGAUGGCACCGAGACACAGGAAAAUUAACGGGUCGUCAGAUGAAUCAAGUGCCAUAGGUUCUAAUGCGGUACCCAAACCUUCAAAGCAAAAAAAGAACCAAGACAGUAAAUCUGGAACAACCUUAUUAAGAAGGUGUUGUGGUACUUUGAAAUACCUUCUUCUCCUUGUCAUUGUUCCACCUUUUUUAAAUUAUGCUUCACUUCAGAAAGAAAAGACAGAAUUAAAGCCAGAUGGAGAGCUAUAUGAUAUUGGUUGGGGACAGAAUCUAUUUAUGAAAUGUCAUGGAGUUGGUCCACCAACAGUUCUUUUAGACAGUCCAACUGGCAUGACUUCUGAUGUGUGGUCAAAGGUAUGGCCAGAAGUAUCAAAACAUGCUAAAGUGUGUGUAUAUGAUAGAGCUGGGUUAGGUUUCAGUGACAGACCUUCACUAAACAGUUCAAAAACAAAUGAAACAAACUCCAGAGAAUGGCAACCAUUUACAGUUGAAAGAAUGGCUGCUGACCUUCAUAGAUUAAUAACCAGUAGUAGUCAACAACCAAAACCAUUUAUUAUAGUAGGUGCUGAACUAGGAGCUACAGUAGCACAGUUUUAUACACAGAUGUAUGAAAGUGAUAUUGUUGGUCUGAUAUUAAUCAACCCAUUAACAGAAACAUUAUUUGAACAAGAUCAGGGAGUCUGGAGCCAGUAUUGGUUUGGUCAAUUGAUACCAACAUAUCAAACCUUACAGUUAGGGGCAGCAUUAGGUUUAACUAGAUUAGCUUUAUUAUUAGGUGUUUUAAAACAUCCUUUAGUUAAUACCAAUAUAGAUACAGAUAUAGAAUAUAGACAAAAACAUCUAUUAUGUCAUCCUCGUCACCUGAGUACAGUUGUAGACGAACAUCAUUUUAUAAAUGAUUCAUUUUCACAAAUAAAAACAGUAAGAUUAUUAAAAAGUAUAUCAAGUGAAAUAUCAGUUAGCAUUGUAACUGGUAAUUAUUAUGAUGAACAAAUGCCAAGCUCAUUAAAUAAGGCAUGGGCAAAAACUGAGCAGCAGUUGAUCUCAAAACAUUUUCCAAACGCUCAACAUCUGGUGGUGAAUGGAGCUGACCAUCAUAUGAUAUAUAAACAACCAGAGGAUGUCAGCCAAGUUAUAAUCAAAAUGAUUAAACAAUAUAAAAGUCAUGUCAAAAGUUCACAAAAUAAAAAAUAUUGAUAUAAAU
This is a messenger RNA of Lottia gigantea (owl limpet), 1221 nucleotides long. RefSeq lists its product as hypothetical. Bases 24 to 1214 code for a protein of 396 amino acids. NCBI's taxonomy places the organism in Eukaryota, Metazoa, Mollusca, Gastropoda, Lottiidae. The record is from RefSeq and is a predicted model, not a curated record. The transcript has 12 exons.